This is a messenger RNA of Carcharodon carcharias (great white shark), 7442 nucleotides long. It is a transcript of the gene atcaya, whose product is annotated as ATCAY kinesin light chain interacting caytaxin a. Gene Ontology annotation, biological process: apoptotic process. Bases 1567 to 2640 code for a protein of 357 amino acids. Lineage: Eukaryota; Metazoa; Chordata; Chondrichthyes; Lamniformes; Lamnidae. The record is from RefSeq and is a predicted model, not a curated record. Gene Ontology annotation, cellular component: cytoplasm. The transcript is spliced from 14 exons.
GUUAACAGCCCUUUGCAAUGCUCAAGCACAUAAUGAACACACCCCGUAACUUGUACACACAUGUUAGCACCUGUGUGCCAAUGGCUGAGUGCCACUUUAUACCAUUCUCCCUUUCAUGGAACCCACUUAAUUUCUUGGGGCAGCCUUGACUGGCUCCCCACAGUGUUGCUGCCUCCAUGCAUCUGGCCUUGCCCAGAUCAGUGUACAUUCCAUUAGCAUAAUUGGAGAUAUUAGCAGGUCAGGCAGGUUCUCAGGACAGGCCUUCCCCCACCCUGAUGAAAUUCACCGGCGACAGGAAGGACAACGGGAACCAGCAUGUCAGCCAGCGCUGCUAUUUUCAGCACCCGCUUGCCUCAGUUCCUGUCCCCAGCAGGACCUAAAAAUCCUGCCUUAUACCUGUUGCCAGUUAUGUCACGCAUAAAGUGGUUUUGGCUUCUCAUGAUGGACUGUAUUUCGAGGGUCAAAUUGCCAAAAAUCAAAUGUAGACAAGCUGUGUCCAACUGUCUCCCCACUCAGCUUCAGUGUUACAAAGGGGAGCUCCACAAUUCCUUGAUGUUAGCUGGGAUCUGGCUGUCCCUGUCAUCAUUUUGUUAAACCAGCAUUCUGAUGCUGGUAACAUCUGUUCUCCCAGCUAACAUUCAACACAGAACCAGCAGUAUAACUUGGAUGUGCUGGCUCCAUGUCAUUGUAAACUGGUACCAUUCUCAAACAGCACAGUUUUCACUUUGGAGCCGAGAUGGAUUCUGAGAGGAUCCCAUAUAGUUAUCUGAAAUUAUCAUAUUUAGGUAUUUUCCUCACUGUUGGCUAACACAUUUCUAUUGCUAUAUUCUAAAAAUGAUUCCAGCAAUUAUAUAAUCACCAUUUUCUUUUGGGGAGCUAACUUUGGGAAGUUAAAGCAGGGAAUCCAGGCAAAUUUGCAAGGGGCCUUCAAAAGCUUGUCAGAAGCUUCCUGGGAGUGCAUCAUUUUUUGCAGAAGGUGCCAAUAUUUACAGAGUCUGUGGGAGUGUGUCAUUCUUUGCAGGAUGUACCAUGUUUUGCAGAGGGUCCCUGGGAAUGUGUCAGUCUUUGCAGAGGGUUCCUGGGAAUGUGUCAAUCUUUGCUGAGGGUCCCUGGGGAAGUGUCAGUAUUUGCAGAGUGUCCCAGGGAAUGUGUCAGUAUUUGCAAAGGGUCCCUGGGAAUGUGUCAGUAUUUGCAGAGGGUCCCUGGGAAUGUGUCAGUAUUUGCAAGGGGUCCCUAGGAAUGUGUUAGCAUUUGCACGGGGAGGAUACUGGUUUUGUCAACUCUUGCAGGGGAUCCCUGGGAAUAUCAAUAUAUGCAGGGCUCCUUGUGGCGUGUCAGUGUUUGCAAAAGGAUCCCCACACACAACCGUUUUCAAACCUCCCGUAUUAAAAACACAUCUCAAAGUAGACAUGCAGCCUCCGGAUCCGCUAUGAAGAUCAUGACGAACAGACGGAGGAAUAUGUCGGUGAUGGACAAAAGGACCAUUUCUUAUUAAAAUAACGAGCUAUAAAGGAUCAGAGACGGAAUCUGCUGAAUUUUUUAGUGCCCUCCAUCUUCGGGAUUCUGAUGGGGACCAGUGAAGCAGCGCUCCGCAUGGAAAAUGUUGAACUGAAGGAGGAAUGGCAGGAUGAUGAUUUUCCCAGACCAAUACCAGAGGAACAAGGGAUGGAUGUUCUUGGAAGAUUACCAGCUCUAGAAAAUAGAACUUUGCCCCCUAACACACUGAAUAUCAUUGGGAAUCAUCCAAAGCGUAAGACUCUUGUUGCCCCAGAAAUUAACAUCUCCCUGGAUCAGAGCGAGGGCUCCAUCUUGUCAGAUGAUUACCUGGAUACACCUGACGACCUCGACAUUAAUGUAGAUGAUCUGGAGACUCCGGACGAGACAGACUCCCUGGAAUAUUUAGGAAAUGGAAAUGAGUUGGAAUGGGAAGAUGAUACUCCUGUUGCGAGUGCGAAAAACUCACCCAGUGCAAAAGGGGGCUCUUUUGAAGACUGUGCAGGUGAAGAUGGGGAAUCUACCAAUGGGAGGCUGUGGAGGACAAUCAUCAUCGGAGAGCAAGAACACAGGAUUGACAUGAAAAUCAUCAGGCCAUAUAUGAGAGUGGUGACACAUGGAGGUUAUUACGGUGAAGGACUGAAUGCGAUCAUUGUAUUUGCUGCGUGUUACCUACCUGACAGCGGUUGUGCAGAUUAUACGUACAUCAUGGAAAACCUCUUCCUGUACGUGAUCAGCAUCUUGGAGCUACUGGUUGCUGAAGACUACAUGAUCGUGUACCUGAAUGGGGCCACUCCCCGCAGGAGGAUGCCAGGCCUAGGCUGGCUGAAGAAGUGUUAUCAGAUGAUAGACAGGAGGCUAAGGAAGAACCUGAAGUCGUUAAUAAUCGUUCACCCAUCCUGGUUUAUUAGGACUGUGCUGGCAAUCUCCAGGCCAUUCAUUAGUUUCAAAUUCAUGAGUAAGAUUCAGUAUGCUCACAACCUCUCAGAACUGGAGCAGGUCAUUCCCAUGGAGCAAGUGCAGAUCCCGGAGUGCGUUUUACAAUUUGAGGAAGAGAGAAUCAAAGCAAGGAGACCCAGGACAGAGGAAGGUCAAUCCGUGAUUGAAAAAAGCAGGUCUGGAGCUGCAGCUGAAGAGCAGGAGUAAAGGAAGUUAAGAAGCUUCACAUAAAAGGCUGGAAUUCAGAGAACACCCGGAUGAAGAUCGUGACAAGAAAGUUCUUUUGAAAUAACGUGACUGAGGUUGAUGGUUAUAAAAACUUGACUUUCACUCUCUGCCACUGAUUCCAGGAUUCAGGCAGCAGGCACUGGGCCCCGAGUUCAUAUGAACUCAGUUGCCAUUAUUCAGGCCAUUUUAAUAUGACAUGGGGCUUCCAAUGUCACAAUGCUUCAUGAAAAAUAUGUUGGAUAAGGUCAUAAUUCUAUUGCCAAAAGAGUACCCUUUGCAUAGAUAUUGGGGAAUCAUUUAAUAUCUCCAGUUCCUCCCCUUAGUUCCUGAAGCACUGAUAUUGCUGCAUUGUAGGUUCUAUGGGUAUGGGCCUCACUCCAGCACAUGGCCAUCCUUCAUUAGCCAAGGCUUCAGGUAUCAGCAGGAUAAUCUGCUGAGGUAUCACACCCCAGGCGUGAUUCUCUCCUCAGCCAGCACUCCAUGCAUCCACUUUACAAUAGGGGUCACUGGAUAAAAAUCCCUCACUGGUUGAAGGCUAUAAGGUUUCCAGGUGAAGUAAGCUCCCAAGCAUCCUUCACCCACUUCCACUUUAUUAAAAAGGAUCUCCACCUUUAGCAUUAAUUCAGAGAUUCCAAAGAUAGCUGGUCUGGAAAGGUCAUAUUGCUAAAUUAAGCUUUGGAGUUGAAUAGGAACGUUUUACAGCAUUUGACCCACAAUUAUCUGAGGUUGGCAUCAGUGUACUGGUGGAACAUUUGCUUCAUUGAACAUUAUCACCCUGAUAAGUAUUAAAUAUAAAAUGAUUCAACUGUGGGGUGUCAUAACCAUCUAACAGUAUGGAAAUCUCAGAAGUUUUAGGAUUCUGCUGUGGGACAAAGUAAUGAAAUUACAAUCAAUAUAAAAUGCUCCCCCUGGUGACUGAGUUCCUACAUCUCUGGUAUGACAAGGAAUCUCUCAGAUUCAACCCCUGCUGGCCUGCGCUAAAUUAGCUGAUUUCAGCCAAGAUGGCAACGUAGGAGCACUACAGUUGGAUAUGUGGUGCUAAUUAGGGGUGGGAAAGACAGUAUCCGUAAGGUGUCCCGCUCCUGAUCACAGUCCAGUGACCCCCACUGGCAGUGUCUGGGAAGUUAGGGUUAGAAAAGGGUCGAGCUUGACUGUGAUGCCCUCAAUGAUCAAGGGCAAGGCGCUAAAGGAUGGUCAUUGCCCAUGGAAUCUGUUUACAGCAAGAGUCAGUGCUUUGAGAGGAAGGGGGAAGAAUUAGAUGGAAAACCAACAGAAAUGCUGUUUCACUGGAUCAGUAAGGUGAGAGAGAAAGGCAGGAUUGCCUGGAGAAGAACCUACUAUAGAGGCAGAGAGUGAGGGCUGACCGAUCAGGAUAAACACACACCUAACUGACAAUCAGAUUUGUCAAGUAAGUUGAAAAAAUGCCCAAUUGAUGGGCCGGUUACUGCAAGUAUUUUGUUUGUUUAAUAAUUCUAGUUGUAAUCAUCGUUCACAGUUUAUAUUUUGAAUAUAUUUACAUGUACAGUUUUAAAACAUUUUUUGAUUUAGUCUUUCAUCCUCAUUUUUCAGAAUUGUCAACUUAAAUUCUAGCUUGUCUAAAAUGCUUGCUCCCUCAGCUGCAGUGUGAACAGCCCAGUGUGUAAUUAACAGCUGCAAAAAUUGUAAAACUUGCUGGAAGUAUUUGUACCACGUUGUACCAUCUUUAAGAUGACACCAUGAUAAUCUUUUGCCUAUCGUCUCUACUGGAAUUUUAGUGGAAAACUCUUUUAUGAAACCUCCUUGAGAUUCUUAUUGAUCAUCUUACUGUCAAAUUCUUUUAUAUCAGUGUUUUUUCAGUGUCUGUCAGUGGCUUUUCUUAGAAACACCUGUGAUUUCCCCCAAAUGGUGCAGUUCUGCUCUUGAGAAGAGGCAGAAGUCAAGAAAACGAGUGGUUUCAUUAACUCUAAUACAAAAGCAAAAUACUGCAGAUACUGGAAAUCUUAAAUGAAAAACACAGAAAAUGCUGGAAAUACGCAGCAUAACUGGCAGCACCAAUGGAGAAAGAAACAGAGUUAACAUUUCAAGUUGAUGACCUUUCAUAAGAGCACCUAAUAGCAUCCUGUUCCCUUUGUCACUGGAUAACAAGGAAGGAACAGUAAUGAACCUAGUUCUGUUGAUAUUCCCCACUCUUUGAAUGGAGCCCUUAAGGUCAAUGGAAUAGUGGUCUGCCCAGUACCACAGGCUGCAAAUGGCUACUGGGGACACAUUAUAAAUUCCAAUCUUACGUUAAUUUCAACAGACUGUUUAAAGAUCUAAGUGAGUUGGAUUAGGACCAGAGAGUCGAUCAGGCCUCUGAUACUUUGGAAAUAGUAAUUUUCUGCCUCUUCCCAGAACUUUUGUUCCUCAACAGUUUGAUUGCUCCAUGGGCAAUUAUUCAAGACCUAAAUGACUGUGGGAUUUUAACUAAGCUAAGAUUCAAGAUGUGCCUUCCCUAACCAAAGGGAAUGAGGGGCUGUUGGGAGGCAGAGUUUUGUGAGCUUCCUUACUGAAUGUGAAAAGAUAUUAAAAUAGAACCAGUAGUUUUACUCUUCCUUCUACUAAAGGCCCUGCUAUGCACUUGGCAAAUGCCCACAGCAGCAUGACUGAAUCCAGCAGCUUGCUAUGAGGGAGAAUAGUAUGUGUGGACCCCAGACUCAUCACUUCACAGAGCAGUUUUGCGGCACUUCAGAGUGAGUUAUUGGCUGGGGUUGUGGCCCUAUUUACAAAGUUAGUGACACUGUUAAUGUGAACUGGACAUUUAACCAGUUGAUGCCUAAUGUUACAGCUAUUCAAUGUUCUCAAUUGUUAUAAAAAUAAACAGCUGGCACAACUGCCAUGCAGUCACUGUUAAGUUGGAGCCUUUCUUUUAGUAAAAUCAGUUCUUAUUGUCACCUCUGAUGUCCCCCAGGAUCUAUCCUUGGACCUUCCCAUUUCUCAUCUUUAUGCUACCUCUCGGCAACAUCAUCUGAAAACACGGUUAAUUUUCACAUGUAGCUGAUGACAUCCAGCUCUAUCUCACCACCAUCUCUCUCAAUUCUUCAACUGUUGCUAAAUUGUCAGACUGCUUGUCCUAUAUCUAGUACUGUAGGAGCAAAAAAUAUCUUCCAGUUAAAUAUUGGGAAGACUGAAACCAUUGGUUUCCCCCACAAACUCCAUACCCUAGCCACCAACUCCACCCCUCUCCCUCAAAACCACUUGAGCCUGAACUGCGCUGUUCCCAACUCGGGUGUCAUACUUGACUUCAGUAAAUUUCCAACCACAUAUCUGCUCCAUCACUAAGACCAUUAAUUUCCACCUCUGUAAAACCACCCAACUCCACACCUGCCUCUUUCCUGCUGAAACAAACCCAGAGCAGAGCUGAAGCAGUUACGUGCAGAACGGCCCAGGAAGGUUUCUCUGACUGUUAAAUCUCUGGUGACCAGCUCCUGGAUGAAUGGAGUGAAUACAGGCUACAGCUAAAUAGUUUAAAAAUAGCUUAUCUGCUGCUGAAACCCCCAUCUGUACCCAUUACCUCUGGACUUGACUAUUCUAAUGCACUCUUGGUUGGCCUUCCACAUUCUAUUCUCUGUAGUUUUGAGGUCAUCCAAAACUCUGUUGUCUGUGUCCUAAUUCAUACCCAGUCCUGUUCAGCCAUCACCUUUGUGCUAAUUGGCCUACACUGGCUCCCAUCUAAGCAACAACUUUAAAAUUCUCAUUCUAGUUUUCCAAUCCCUUCAUGGCCUCAACCCCAUUCCCCCUUCUCUGUAAUCUCCUCCAGCCCCAGGAUCCUCCUUUAAGACUAUCCUUAAAACCUCUUUGUCGAAGCUUUUGGUCAUUAAUCCUAAUAUCUCCUUGUGAUUCGUGUCCAAUUUUGCAUUAAGAUGUUCUUGUAAAGUGCUUUGGGGAAUUUUAUUAGGUUAAAGUGACUGUAAAAAUACAAGAUAUUGUUCUUUACAAGGUUAAUCCAUGACGUGGCUUCAGUUAGGAGUUAAUGACACCUAAAUUUAGCUCACCAAACUCUUACAAAUCAGUUUGGAUUAUAUUCACAUUUACCAAUCUUUCAUUGUGAUUUGCAUAAAUUACUGGGUAAAUGAAUCAGCCCUUUCUCCUCAGUAAUCAAAAGACAGAAAGUCCUGAACUAUCAGCUAUUUAAUGUUAGAAUCAUAGUUAACAGCAUAACUAAUUAGUAAACAGGUUUAAUUAACAAAAUGAGGGUUUACAAAGUCAUUUGGAUAUAUCAUUUCUGCUCUAAGUUGGAUGAUUAGUUCAAAAGAAAUUAAUUCUGUUCUCCCCAGACCUUUAUUACUUUCUAUUUGCCUUCCAUUUUCAAUUGUUUGCAUUGCAAAUUUGCAUGUACUAUUUCUCAUGGUGGUGUUGGCAUUUACAUACAAUGUAAAUACUUUAUUUCUCUCUCUUCCAUAUAUUCCUGUUCAGUUAUUGAAACAUUUUCUAUAACAAUGUUAUCUCCAUAAACUUAAUAUGUGAAGUAUAGAAUUCCUGCUGAAACAAACCCAGAGCAGAGCUGAAGCAGUUACACGCAGAACGGCCCAGGAAUGUUUCUCCGACUGUUAAAUCUCUGGUGUCCAGCUCCUACAGGAGUGAUGAAUGGAGUAAAUACAGGCUACAUCUAAAUAGUUUAAAAAUUAAAGAUAAUUAUGUAUUAGAAGGUUUAUUUGGUCUAUCUUUAACAUCUACUAUAGCAAACUUAUUAAAUGCUUCCCCAUGGUUUUUGCCUCUACGGUAGUGUCUGAAAGUGAUGUUGAGUACGUAUUGUGUGAAAAAGA